Molecule: messenger RNA, 1476 nt
Organism: Recurvomyces mirabilis
Lineage: Eukaryota; Fungi; Ascomycota; Dothideomycetes; Mycosphaerellales; Teratosphaeriaceae
Gene: NDH51
Product: NADH dehydrogenase [ubiquinone] flavoprotein 1, mitochondrial
Exons: 2
Coding region: 1-1476 (491 amino acids)
Molecular function (GO): NAD binding; 4 iron, 4 sulfur cluster binding; NADH dehydrogenase (ubiquinone) activity
Source: RefSeq, a predicted model, not a curated record
AUGCUGUCCGCGCCAGUAGCAGCACGCGCCCUGCGCACCAGCGGCACCAAUGCCGCCCUCAAGAAUGGCGCCCGCACAAUGGCCACAGUCCAAGACGCCCCACCCGUCCACCGCCAACGAGGCCUUCAAGACCAAGACCGCAUCUUUCAAAAUCUCUACGGCAAACACGGCGCCGACCUCAAAUCCGCCAAGAAAUAUGGCGACUGGUACAAGACCAAGGAGAUCCUCGACAAAGGCCACGACUGGCUGAUCUCGGAGAUCAAAGCCUCUGGUCUACGAGGAAGAGGCGGUGCGGGCUUCCCGUCGGGCAUGAAGUGGAGUUUCAUGAACUUCAAGGACUGGGAUAAGGAUACGAAGCCGAGGUAUUUGGUCGUGAAUGCGGACGAGGGUGAGCCCGGCACGUGUAAGGAUCGGGAGAUUAUGAGGAAGGAUCCGCAUAAAUUGAUUGAAGGAUGUUUGGUGGCUGGUAGGGCCAUGAAUUGCACUGCCGCCUACAUCUACAUCCGCGGCGAAUUCUACCACGAAGGCACUGUCCUGCAACGCGCCAUCCAGGAAGCCUACAAAGACGGUCUCAUCGGUAAGAACGCCUGCGGCUCCGGCUACGACUUCGACGUCUUCAUCCACCGCGGCAUGGGCGCCUACGUCUGCGGUGAGGAGACUUCUCUCAUCGAGUCACUAGAGGGCAAGCCAGGCAAGCCUCGCCUGAAGCCACCAUUCCCUGCCGCAGUCGGUCUCUUCGGAUGCCCAAGCACAGUGGCGAACGUCGAGACCAUCGCCGUAGCACCAACGAUCAUCCGACGAGGAGCAAACUGGUUCUCGCAAUUCGGCCGCGAGCGCAAUGCCGGCACGAAACUCUUCUGUAUCUCAGGCCACGUCAACAACCCCUGCACAGUCGAAGAAGAAAUGUCCAUCCCCCUCAAAGAACUCAUCGACAAGCACGCCGGCGGUGUGAUCGGCGGCUGGGACAACCUGAAGGCCGUCAUCCCCGGUGGCUCCUCCACACCCAUCCUGACGAAGAAAAUUUGCGACGAUCAACUCAUGGACUUCGACGCCCUAAAGGACUCCCAAUCCGGUCUCGGUACCGCCGCCGUCAUCGUAAUGGACCAGAGCACAGACGUCGUCCGCGCCAUCGCCCGCCUAUCCAAAUUCUACCACCACGAAUCCUGUGGCCAAUGCACACCCUGCCGCGAGGGUUCCAAAUGGACCGAGCAAAUCAUGUCCCGUUUCGAGCGCGGCGAGGCGAGAGCACGAGAAAUUGAUAUGAUGCAGGAGUUGACCAAGCAAGUCGAGGGCCAUACCAUUUGCGCGCUUGGAGAGGCUUUUGCGUGGCCGGUGCAGGGUUUGAUUAGGCAUUUCAGGCCCGAGUUGGAGGCGAGGAUUAAGGAUCAUGCGCAGAAGGCUGGUGGGGAGACGUUGGCGGGCGGGUGGCAGCAUGAUGCGGGGAAGCAUGGCAUGCUUAUCUCGCCUGGUCAGUAG